GGCGGUUUAGUACAGGAGAGCUGCACCCAGGAGACUAAGCAGUCAAAAUGGUCAAGGAAUCGGGAUACUACGAUACCCUUGGUGUUCCACCAAAUGCCACCCCUGAUGAGAUCAAAAAGGCAUACAGAAAAUUAGCUCUGAAGUACCACCCUGACAAGAAUCCAAGCGAAGGGGAAAAGUUUAAACUGAUUUCUCAGGCCUAUGAGGUGUUGUCUGACCCCAAGAAGCGAGACCUCUAUGACCAGGGUGGGGAACAAGCUAUUAAAGAAGGUGGAAUGGGUGGAGGAAGCUUCUCCUCUCCCAUGGACAUCUUUGACAUGUUCUUUGGUGGAGGUGGCCGCAUGAACAGAGAGAAAAGAGGCAAAAAUGUGGUGCACCAGUUGUCUGUAUCCUUAGAAGAGCUUUAUAAAGGAUCAAGCCGCAAGCUGGCACUACAGAAGAACGUCAUUUGUGACAAAUGUGAAGGACAUGGAGGCAAGAAAGGAGCAGUGGAGAAAUGUACCACAUGCAAGGGCCGUGGUAUCCAGGUUCAUGUACAGCAGAUUGGGCCAGGGAUGGUCCAGCAGAUUCAGACUAUGUGUUCUGAUUGCCAAGGCAAAGGUGAACGCAUUAACCCUAAAGACCGCUGCAAACGGUGUAAUGGCAAGAAGGUGAUACGUGAGAAGAAGAUACUCGAAGUGCACAUAAAAAAAGGCAUGAAGGAUGGACAGAAAAUUGUAUUCCAUGGGGAAGGAGACCAGGAACCAGGUUUAGAACCAGGAGAUGUAGUCAUUGUGUUAGAUCAGAGAGACCAUGAGGUGUAUCAAAGGCAAGAGGACAAUUUGAUUAUGAGAAUGGAGAUUCAGUUAGUUGAAGCAUUGUGUGGGUUCAAGAGAACAUUAGAGACCAUGGAUGGCCGAACUCUUCUAAUCACAUCACACCCUGGUGAAGUUACAAAGCACGGGCACCUGAAGUGUAUCCAGAAUGAAGGCAUGCCAUUACAGAGAGAUCCAUUUGAGAAAGGACUUCUCAUUAUUCAGUUCCAUGUGGCUUUCCCUGACAACAACUGGCUUCCCACAGAGAAGCUCUGUCUACUGGAGAAUUUGCUGCCACCUAAAGAAGAAAUUAUGGUCACUGAUGACAUGGAUGUUGUGGAGCUUGUGGAGUGUAACCCAAAAGAACAAAGCAGACAUUACACAGGAGAGGCAUAUCAAGAAGAUGAAAAGCAGAGAGGCGGGGUACAGUGCCAGACAUCAUGAAUUACUUCAGUAUUAAGCUGAAUAAGGGACUGAUUACAAA
Molecule: messenger RNA, 1278 nt
Organism: Nanorana parkeri
Lineage: Eukaryota; Metazoa; Chordata; Amphibia; Anura; Dicroglossidae
Product: dnaJ homolog subfamily A member 4-like
Exons: 8
Coding region: 48-1238 (396 amino acids)
Biological process (GO): response to heat; protein refolding
Cellular component (GO): cytoplasm; cytosol
Molecular function (GO): Hsp70 protein binding; ATP binding
Source: RefSeq, a predicted model, not a curated record